AUGUCGCUAUCAGUGGACGUCUCCGAUUUGAAUGCUUGCUCUUCCUCCCGCCGUGUCUUCAUCAUCGGAGGCGGUAUAGUUGGCGCUUCCCUUGCCUACUUUCUCUCAAAUGAUAACAAAGACCUUCAGGUUGUUCUUGUCGAUAAAUCUCUUGAUAAGCUUCUGGGAUCUACGGGUCAUGCUCCUGGCUUUGUGGGCCAACUCAACGAGUCACCCAUAUUGACCAGCCUUGCCAAAGAUUCUGUCUCUGAGUACAUUAAAGUGCCUGGUGGGUUCGACGUUGUGGGAGGCCUUGAGCUAUCAUCAACACCUGAAGGUGUCGAGACAUUACAUCGCCGACGUGACCUAGCGACAUCUUCCGGUCUACUUGCCGAAGUUAUUACACCGGAGAAGGCUGCGUCCUUGGCUCCCGACUUUAUUGAUGCCGAACGCGUGGAAGCUGGUUUGCUUUUCCCGUCGGAUGGAACAGCAAAUGCGCAGGACAUCACCCUUUACUACAUCAGAGAAGCUCGCAAAAGAGGAGUCAAGUUUCUUGAAGCCAUAGUGACGGGCCUUGUCUCCACAGGAGAUCAAUUAACUGCCAUACGCUCUACACAAGGGGAUAUUCAAUUGAAUGGCAACAUUGUUGUGCUGGCCACCGGCAUUUGGACUGCACCACUGAUCAAGGAUGUAGUCCAAAUCCCGGUUCCUAUUAUCCCAGUUGCACACCCUUAUACUUUCAGUGCUCCGCGAGCUCCCCGAUCCGGUACACCAUAUCCAUUCGUUCGCUGGCUGGACCACCAUGUAUAUGCUAGAGACCAUGGCGACCGUGACGGACUAGGCAGCUACGACCACCCGCCGCUACAGGUGAACCCAACCGAGAUGGCGAUCGGUGCUUGGCCUUCCGACUUUGAACGAGUUUUGUCCGAGGCCACAAGUCAAUUGAAGAAUGGCCAGCAGUUCCUGAUUGACGGGCCUAGCACAGACCUGGAGGAGAAGCGUCCUUUCAAUGGUAUCUUCGCAGUGACCCCGGAUAAUCUCCCCCUGGCGGGAGUGGUUCCUGGUAUAUCUAAUAUGUGGCUUUGUGCUGCAAUUUGGGUUACAACUGCUGCUGGUACAGCUCAACUCAUUUCGAGACAAAUAUGCCGGGGAACUAAAGACAUAAGCCCCCACGAUGAAGCUCUUUUGAAGGCUUUAAGUCCAAGUCGAUUUCAGGGGCUUGACGCAACUGCACUUGAAAUCGAGGCUCUAAAGAAGUACAAUGAUAUAUAUAAUAGAGAUUUGAAGUGA
This is a messenger RNA of Penicillium verhagenii, 1269 nucleotides long. Its product is annotated as NAD(P)/FAD-dependent oxidoreductase. Gene Ontology annotation, molecular function: oxidoreductase activity. The record is from RefSeq and is a predicted model, not a curated record. Lineage: Eukaryota; Fungi; Ascomycota; Eurotiomycetes; Eurotiales; Aspergillaceae. The coding region runs from base 1 to 1269 and encodes 422 amino acids. Gene Ontology annotation, cellular component: cytoplasm. The transcript has a single exon.